Molecule: messenger RNA, 943 nt
Organism: Lineus longissimus
Lineage: Eukaryota; Metazoa; Nemertea; Pilidiophora; Heteronemertea; Lineidae
Product: calmodulin-A-like
Exons: 5
Coding region: 177-638 (153 amino acids)
Molecular function (GO): enzyme regulator activity; calcium ion binding
Source: RefSeq, a predicted model, not a curated record
AAAGAUCAGAUGAGUCGUGUGGCAUAUCACACUGAAUUGCCCAAAACUGGCCUCGCUUUCAAGUCAAAACAAACUCCAUCCGUGUUGCCUGGUACUAUGGUCGGAUGAGCUCGAGUGACAGAAAACAAGGCUCAGGUAUUGCGCUUCGCAGAUAGCUUCAAGAUUCGCCGUCGAAAAUGGCAGAACAGCAGACACUGGGACAAGAUGCAGAGCAAAUAGCAGAGUAUAGAGAGGCCUUCAACUUCUUUGACAAGGAUGGCAAUGGUCACAUAACAUGCAGCGAGCUUGGUACUGUGAUGCGCUCUCUCGGACAGAAUCCAACAAAGGAGGAUUUGAGGAAAAUUAUCAGCGAGGUGGAUGUUAAUGGUAGUACAACCAUAGAAUUCGAUGAAUUCUGCCACAUGAUGAACAAGCAAAAACUAAAAUGUCCGCAUCCAGGGGAGGACCUAAAGAUGGCUUUCAAAGUGUUCGACAAGGACGGCAAUGGUUUUAUUAGUUUCGAAGAGCUGAAACACGUCAUGACCCAGCUCGGCGAGAAAUUGACCGAUGAGGAAGUUCAAGAGAUGAUCAGGGAAGCUGACAUUGAUGGAGAUGGACGUAUUGAUAUUACAGAAUUUGUUGAAAUGAUAAACGGCUAAUGAAAGUGUGAGGCAGUCGAGGAAGUGCUUACCCUACCGCCACUGGGAAUGGACAAUUCAUAUCUCCAAAAUGAAAAAAAAAGAUUUUCAGAAAACGUUCACAGAACGUCGUAUUGACCUGUAUAUAAAACAGAAUAAUUGGACGUGAACAUUUCAAGACAUAAAAAUGAUGAUAUUUUUCUUGAUAUUAUGUAAUCGUGUUGUUCUCAUAAUGUUUUAGUCGAAAUUAUCAUUUCGGCUAAAAAUCGUUUAAAAAACAUGUUAGAGCAAUUAUACAAUGUCUACACAGGCAAAAUUUUCCGUUA